CGAGACAUCUGCAGUGAUACCAAGUAAGAAACAGGACAGCACAGAGCCCAACUGCACCAUGACGCGCAUCUCAGUGCACUUGAGCAAAAAUAACAUUAUACCAUCUCACCAUAAAACGCAUCCUGUUAUGACGAUGAUCUUGUGGCUGGCAACCAUUACCUGCACAUUGCUGUUUCUUUCACCCAUUGUGGCCACCUUCCCAGCUGACAAAGAGAAAGGACGGAGGAGAGUGGUUCACGUAAUGGAGGAUGAAACAGGGGCAGUCGUAGUCCAGACUGCUCCAGGUAAGGUGGUCACUCAUCGUGGUGGCACUAUCACCCUUCCAUGCCGCUUCCACCAUGAACCAGAGGACGUAGAUCCUUUCCGCAUUCGCAUCAAGUGGACAAAGGUUUCUGAUGCUUUCCAGUUCGAAGAUGUGCUUGUUGCUUUGGGCCGACAACAGAAAGAGUUUGGGUCCUAUCAUGGCCGCGUGACUCUGGAGCGGGCUGGAUCAGGAGACGCCUCAGUUAUAAUUCACAACGUCACCUUGCAAGACUAUGGUCGCUAUGAGUGUGAGGUCACCAAUGAUAUGGAGGAUGACACAGGAUUUGUCAAUCUAGAGCUUGAAGGUGUGGUAUUUCCAUAUAACCCUCCAUCUGGACGCUACAAGCUGAACUACCACCAAGCGGAGGAAGUCUGCAGGCAGCAGGAUGCUAUUCUGGCCUCCCACGCACAGCUGCACAAGGCCUGGCUUGAGGGGCUUAACUGGUGCAAUGCCGGCUGGUUAGAGGAUGGCUCAGUCCAGUACCCCAUCUCCCAUCCUCGAGACCAGUGUGGCCGCAAAGACAAAGCCCCUGGUGUCCGCAACUAUGGAUACAGGCACAAAGAUGAUGAAUGCUAUGAUGCUUUUUGCUUUACCUCGAACCUUAAUGGACGUGUUUACUUCCUCAAACGAUUUAAGAAGGUGAACUACCUGGAGGCUGUAAAGGCUUGUCAGCGUGAUGGUUCAGUAAUAGCUAAGGUUGGACAGCUAUACGCUGCCUGGAAGAUCCAGCUCUUGGACCAGUGCGAUGCAGGGUGGGUGGAGGAUGCAAGCAUCCGUUACCCCAUCGUCAACCCCCGGACCCGCUGCGGGGGCCCAGAGCCCGGUGUCCGAAACCUUGGUUUCCCUGAUAAGAAGUUCCGCCUGUAUGGGGUCUACUGCUUCCGCAAGAACACUGAACCCCUUGACAUCAAUCCAACGCAGGUUCCUCAAAAAACAACAUUUAAACCAACUAACAGCACCAGAAGAAUCUGAGUGAAGCAAAAUACUAGUGCUCUGUUAAUUGCAUCAUCCCUGAAAGCGCAUGUACAUCACCCAGACGUCUAUUUGAUGUUUAGCAGAUGUUAAUUAGAUUGUGAUGCUUUCCAGAUGAAAACAGACAUCUCGGAGUUAUAAGUGUGCUAUCUGUGAUUGCUUCCAUGUUUAGCCAAAAAUGAUUGACAAACUAGGCUUUUUUGCACACCUGCUAGGCUACCAGGCAGCUAGGCUAACUGAACUCUGACAUAACUGUGAUUGUGUUAUUUUCGUCUUGUGCUUGAAAUGAGGUGUUCUUUAUCUCAAAAUUGAGAAAGUUUGCUACUUUUGCCUCAGAGGAUUGUAACUAGGGAAGCAUAUGCCACAGCUAAUUAGCGCCAUUGUUUCUCGUUAUACCUUGCAUGAAGAGAACACAAAAAUUCGCUAUGAGUUUUUGUUGUUGUUGUUAGCCUUGCUGUGUCCCAAGGAAUACAAAAAAGUUAGAAGUAAUUUAAUUAGCACAAAAAAUGUUGGAGAGAUAAUUUAGCCUUAUAAUGAGCAUAACGCAUAAAGAAGAGUCCUCAAAGGCCUGAUGAAAGCGAUAAGGGCUGAAACUUGCAUCAGGUGCUAGCAUGAACCUGGUCUGACUAGGCUUAGCAUGUUAAUUCAAAUGAACUUUCAAAGUUGUUAACAUCUGAGCAAGUAGCAAAACUUAAAUUACUAUGCACAAGACGCUUUCACAUUUUGAAUGAUCCUGCAAGCAAUAACAGAAUUAUUAGAAUUUAGAUGUUUAAUACACUGUCAAAGCUUAAAGUAAGCUAUUCUUUUACAAUAUCAUUAAUGACUUACAUAAGCUUCUUUACUACCUCUUAGUGGUUGACAAUUGCACUAUCCAUUAAAAUAUUGCACAAUGUUGUCUAUGAUGAUACAUUUUAGAUUAAAGUUAACCUGUGUGUGUUUGCCUCUCAA
Molecule: messenger RNA, 2224 nt
Organism: Xyrauchen texanus (razorback sucker)
Lineage: Eukaryota; Metazoa; Chordata; Actinopteri; Cypriniformes; Catostomidae
Gene: hapln4
Product: hyaluronan and proteoglycan link protein 4
Exons: 5
Coding region: 59-1276 (405 amino acids)
Biological process (GO): cell adhesion
Molecular function (GO): hyaluronic acid binding
Source: RefSeq, a predicted model, not a curated record